Molecule: messenger RNA, 1017 nt
Organism: Mycena indigotica
Lineage: Eukaryota; Fungi; Basidiomycota; Agaricomycetes; Agaricales; Mycenaceae
Exons: 8
Coding region: 1-1017 (338 amino acids)
Cellular component (GO): intracellular anatomical structure
Molecular function (GO): oxidoreductase activity, acting on NAD(P)H, oxygen as acceptor
Source: RefSeq, a predicted model, not a curated record
AUGUUGCCAGUGCGUUCCCGAGGGCCAUCUCCCAAGCGGCCCGCGCUGUUUGGUUCUGCUUCGUUUGACCCUUCCGAUGCAACCCAUCCAGAAGAAAACCACCCCGUGCUUUGUCAAGGUCGUGUUGCCGUUGUUACGGGGGCAGCGUCUGGCAUUGGUGCAGCAGCUGCUCGGGCAUUUGCUGCUCUCGGCAUGAAAGUGGCGAUUGCGGAUCUUCCUUCCUCGUCCGACAAACUUCAGUCUCUCGGCAAGGAGCUGGUUAACGUCGUCGGGGAAGCUAACGUCCUUGUUGUCCCAACAGACGUCUCGGUCUACGAAGAGGUUUGUAAAUUCCGCGAGACGGUAUUUGAGGCCUGGAGUGAGGUCGGCAUCCUGCUCAAUAAUGCUGGAGUUGAUGGUGGACCGGAUGGCAAGCGCGGAACUUCUUGGGAAGGUCUCGACGCCUGGCAUCACGUUUUCAACGUGAAUGUCUUUGGAAUCGUCAACGUCCAACAGGCGUUCAUCCCGGCCAUGCUUUAUCAAGAAAACCCAGCUAUGGUCAUCAACACUGGUAGCAAACAAGGCAUAACCAAUCCUCCCGGUAACACUGCAUAUAAUGCAACGAAGGCUGCUAUCAAAAGUCUCACUGAGGGGUUGGCGCAUGAGCUGCGAACUAAAGCAGAUGCACACGGAACUGCCCGAAUCACUGCUCAUUUAUUCGUGCCAGGCUGGACUUUUACUGGCUUGACUGGCGCGUCAGCAGGCGGAGAAAAACCUGCAGGUGCCUGGUCUGCCGACGAAACUGUCAAGUACAUGCUGUCGCGAGUCGCUGCAGGCGACUUCUAUGUUGUUUGCCCAGAUAACGAGACAACCCCAGAAGCGGAUCAACUUCGAAUUAUGUGGGCUGCAGCAGAUGUCGCGCAAGGCCGUCCAGCCCUGAGUCGCUGGCAUCGGGACUACAAGGCUCUCUUUGAGGAGUAUAUGCGGGAAGGCCACGCUCUCCAAGUCAAGGUCGCCGCAGAAAACAAGAACAAAUAA